AUGAAAAAAUUCCAAUUCUUAGAGAAAUAUGUCCCCACGAGGGUAACGAGGGCUUGGGAAGCAUUGGGAGGGUGGGUGGUCGGCCCAGACCCUCCUCGGCCUUAUCAAAUACGUCCUUUCUUUCCGAUGAUCCAAGUGGCACCGAUUCGAUUGUUGGAUAGAUAUUGCCCAAAAAAGAAGGAUAAGAUCACGCUGCUUAUUGCGACAUAUGUCGUAUGGUUCAUAUUAUUUGUGGUGGUCCUCCACAAGUCCGCCUUUGCGGAGGAUAUUCCGGGCUACGGGUCUCCUACGCGGGUUACCUGUCAUGCACGACACUGGGACGGUCCGGGCAAUGAAUGCGGUGUAAAUGGUCGCGAUUGCAGUCCGUUCGACAACGCUACAUUUGCCUUCCGCUGUCCAGCCAGCUGCGAGAAGGCAGAAGUGCUUGAACCAUACGCUGUUGGUGGCCAAAUAGUCAAUUAUCGACCACUGGUCAUCGGUGGGCCGAAAGAGUUAGAUAAGGGCGUUCAAUCCAAUCUCUACCGUGGCGACUCGUUCAUAUGCCCCGCUGCGAUACACGCUGGCUUCUCAACCAAGCGUAGUGGCGGGUGCGGAGUAAUCGCAUUGAUCGGCGAGCAAAACGAAUUUCCCAGCACCAAGGCGAACGGUAUCGAAAGUAUUGGAUUUGACUCCUACUUCCCUCUCUCGUACUCCUUCGUUGACGGCACGGCGGCGCAGUGUCCCGACCUUCGGUGGCCAUUAUUUUCCGUUUCCCUCACGUUUACUAUCCUUAUCUCCCUCUUCACCACUGACCCAGCUGUCUUCUUUUACUCCAUCUUCGUUAGUGUCUUCAUGCAUGUCGCCCUCGCGUCUGAUCCACCUAGUCUCACGGAUUACUAUACGGUCAUCAGUCUCACCCUUGGCCGCUUCCUCCCGUCGAUGUUUAUCGCCUAUGUCAUGUUCCGAUACCCAAUUAAGUUUCAGCUAACCGGGCUGACCGCACAAUUCGAGAAGACGGUCCUCUGGCUUGGCGCCUGCUGGGUCGGCGCAUUUAACAACUAUACAUUUGACCGUAUUCCUAUCUCCCGGCUAACUCCGCACGAUCUCAAGCAACAACCAGGAGCAAUCCCGGCGCUGGUCAUCAUCGUCCUAUCCCUCCUUGCUAUCGCUCUCGGCCAAGCAUGGUGUUUCCGCGUGGAGGGCCGCAUGCCACGAUACCUGAAACUCUACGCCGUCUUUGUCCUAGGAAUAUUGAUCAUGGUGGCGAUCCCGAAGAUGAGCCUGCGCAUCCACCACUAUAUCCUGGCGCUUCUCCUCCUUCCUGGCACGGCCCUGCAAACGCGUCCAAGCCUGAUUUACCAAGGUCUACUCAUUGGCCUGUUCAUCAAUGGCAUUGCGCGAUGGGGCUUUGACUCCAUUCUGCAGACCCCGGACGAACUGCGCGGCGGCGCACAGCUUGGAUCUUUGCUUCCCGUCCUGCUCCCGGAGUUCCCGAAAAUCAAUCUGAACUUGGAUCUCGCCAUCCCGGCGAAUAUCACCUUCGCAUGGGCGGCGCCUCCCAUUGAGGAGGGAUACGAUGGUGUCAGUGUGUUAGUCAAUGAUGUGGAGCGCUUCAACAGGGUUGAUGAUGGGAAGAAGGACACGAGGGAAUUCGCUUGGGAGAGACAUGAGGAAGGAUGGCCGGAGUAUUUUAGGUUUGCGUAUUUGACGGGCAAGAGGAGUAGGGGAGAUUAUACAAAGGCCGGGACGUGGGAUGGUAACGGGACUUGGAUUAUGAUGGAGCCAGGGCCGAGUAAAUAG
Eremomyces bilateralis CBS 781.70 is the source of this 1779-nucleotide messenger RNA. Its product is annotated as LCCL domain-containing protein. The transcript is spliced from 2 exons. The record is from RefSeq and is a predicted model, not a curated record. Bases 1 to 1779 code for a protein of 592 amino acids. Lineage: Eukaryota; Fungi; Ascomycota; Dothideomycetes; Eremomycetales; Eremomycetaceae.